Messenger RNA from Uloborus diversus, 2114 nucleotides. RefSeq names its product SH3 domain-binding protein 5 homolog. Gene Ontology annotation, molecular function: protein kinase inhibitor activity. Bases 160 to 1245 code for a protein of 361 amino acids. NCBI's taxonomy places the organism in Eukaryota, Metazoa, Arthropoda, Arachnida, Araneae, Uloboridae. The transcript is spliced from 10 exons. The record is from RefSeq and is a predicted model, not a curated record. Gene Ontology annotation, cellular component: cytoplasm. Gene Ontology annotation, biological process: intracellular signal transduction; negative regulation of protein tyrosine kinase activity.
AAAAAAAAAAAAAAAAAAGAAAGUAACGGUGUUAGAAUACAAAUGAUAGAAGAAUUUAAUUCUUAUUUCUGUGCCAUGAAAAAUGUUGGAAAAAAUUCAAGCUUUGAACCAUAAAAUGUGGUUUACUUUAAGUAAUAUGUCAGUGUAGAAGAAGUGAGAAUGGAUGAUUGUGAAGCUGUAGAUCCUCGAGUAAAAGAUCAGUUGGAGUACCUGAAUUCUUAUACUGACGAAAUCAACAGUCUUGAAUUACAGCUUGAUGAUGCAAAUGCAACUUUUCGGAAUACUUUGAGUGAAUACAGUCAAAGAUUGAAGCUGAUUGCUAAAAAAUUAGGCAAAUGUGUUCAGAUUGCAAGGCCUUAUUAUGAAGCAGAAGAAGCAAGCCAAGCUGCGAAAGUUGAGUGUGAAGAGGCUGCUAUUCGAUUCCAUAGAGCUUGUGGUGUACACAAAGAAACCAGGGAGACCAUUGCUAUGGCCGAAAAGAAAUUUAACUCAAAUAAAGAAGACUAUGAAUUUGAUGCUGCUUGGCAAGAGAUGUUAAAUAGGGAAACUAUAAAAUUAAUGAAUGCAGAAGCCUUGAAAAAGGAAAGUGAACAAGAGCAUAAAAGAACCACCCAAACCUUUGCUGCUGCUGUUCAGAAAGUUAAAGUGUUGGAACAAAAGCUUAAAAAAGACAUUGUGAAAUCAAGGUCGUAUUUUGAGCAAAAGAAAGUGUUUCUCAAAGUAUUACAAGAUCUGAAAAACAGGGUUGAGUCUUUGCAGAAAGCUGUAAUGGAUUCUAAAGCAUCUUAUGCUACAUGUCUUCAUAAUUUAGAGAUGAUUUCGAGUGAAAUUCAUGAGAGGAGAAAAAUGAAUUUACCUCCGAGGGAGCCUGGUGUUGGUGCAGAGUGGGAUGCUAAACUCAAUUCUGAAAUUUCAAUCCAUCCUCCUUUGCCAUUACUUCAACAAUGGGAAACUGAUAGUCAGAAAACUGAUACUCUAUCCUCUACUACUGAAGCAGAUAUUGCUUCUGAUUUGGAACAUUUGUGUCAGGAUAUAUCAUUGGAACCAAACUUCAGGCUUCCAAUUCAGCACAGUCUCAAAAAUCUUAUGCCAGAAUUACACACUGAAAUAUGUGAUGAUUCAUGUGCCAAUACCAGCGGGUCUGGUGAUUUACCUCUGCCAUCCAAUGCCAUGCCGUCCUCCACACCUUCUACUUCUGGAGAUUUUUGUGAAGAUACUUUUCAAGAAGUGGAUUUAAGUUCAUAAUCCAUAUGAUUGCCUUAGAAUGUAUGAAAGUUUUAGUUUAAUAAUGAUUCAGGUACACUGCCUUAGGAAAAUGGUUUUUCACUUUGUGAGUUUAAAUCUUGUACACGUGAAAAUUAUUCUGUGUAUUUUAAUUGUCAAUUUAUUUAAAAUGUAUAAGGGUGAAAUCUUUUACUCAAUUACUUUUCAUUUAAAUUUUUAUUCUUGAUAUCAGGGUGCCAGUAAAGGAAAACAUGUGUGAGAGACAAUCUCACCCUCUGUUGAAAAUAAAGUGAGAUUUUUAAAAAUUGAGAGAUUUUUUUUUUAAAUCUUAUUCAAUUUAACAGAUGUGAGACCAAGAAAGUCCACAUCAAAAUAAUUUUCGAAUGAGAUUUCUUUUAAAACGACGUGAUAAUCACAGUCUCACACUCUAUCGGGAACCUUACUUGAUAUAAUGUUCCUGGGUUGAACUAAAUUCAUUAUUAACCUUGAUGUAUAUGUAAAAGGUUCAUAAACCCAUGCUUUUAGUUUUCUUUAAUUUUGCUAUACUUUAUCUGAGGAAAUUAUUUUCUUUUCUUUUCUUUUUUCCCUUCUUUUCUCUUCCUUCAAUUCUCUCUCUCUCUUUGUGUUUGUGCAUUUAGUUUGAUUUAGAUCUGACAUUUUGAAAUAGGGGCAAAAAUGAAUGAAAAUCUUUCCUGCAUUUCAGCAGAUGCUUUUUUUUUCUGUAAAUUUGCUAAUUGUGAUACAUUUACUGAUCUGCUUCAAACUAUCAAAUAUAUGUUUUCCUGAUAACUUUUUGAGAGCUGAGUACUACCACUAGGAAACUACAAAUUUGUCAAAACAGAAUGGUUUAUUUCUGUUGAAAAGAAGACAUAAAUGCUUCUAAUUCAAUA